Messenger RNA from Aspergillus ruber CBS 135680, 1263 nucleotides. RefSeq names its product putative PP-loop ATPase superfamily protein. The record is from RefSeq and is a predicted model, not a curated record. The transcript has a single exon. Gene Ontology annotation, molecular function: tRNA binding. Lineage: Eukaryota; Fungi; Ascomycota; Eurotiomycetes; Eurotiales; Aspergillaceae. Gene Ontology annotation, cellular component: cytosolic tRNA wobble base thiouridylase complex; mitochondrion. The coding region runs from base 1 to 1263 and encodes 420 amino acids. Gene Ontology annotation, biological process: tRNA wobble position uridine thiolation.
AUGCCACCCAGCCUCUGCGCCAACUGCGAAACUACCCGCGCUGUGAUCAUCCGGCCCAAAAACCGCCAGAAACUCUGCAAAACCUGCUUCCUGACCAUCUUCGAAACCGAAGUCCAUGAAACUAUCACCUCUUCCUCCCUCUUCCACCGCAAUGAGCGGAUCGCCAUCGGCGCGUCCGGCGGAAAAGACAGCACAGUCCUCGCCUCUGUUAUGAAGACUCUGAACGAGCGCUACGAUUACGGGUUACAGUUAUGUCUUUUGUCGAUCGAUGAGGGGAUCAAAGGGUACCGAGACGAUAGUUUGGAGACCGUGAAACGCAACGCGGUGCAGUAUGACAUGCCACUCGAGAUCGUCGGGUACGGGGAGUUAUACGGUUGGACGAUGGACCAGGUUGUCGCGCAGGUUGGCAAAAAGGGCAACUGCACGUACUGCGGUGUCUUCCGACGACAAGCGCUAGACCGCGGCGCCGCGAGACUGGGCAUCAAGCAUGUCGUAACGGGGCAUAAUGCGGACGACGUCGCGGAGACGGUCAUGAUGAACCUGCUGCGUGGUGACCUGCCGAGAUUAUCGCGAGGCACGAGUAUCGUUACGGACUCUGGGGCGUCCGAUAUUAAGCGCAGCAAGCCGCUCAAGUACGCUUAUGAGAAGGAGAUUGUGCUGUAUGCGCAUCAUAAGAAGUUGGAUUAUUUCAGUACGGAGUGUAUUUACUCGCCGGAGGCGUUUCGGGGGAGUGCGAGGACGUUGAUUAAAGAUUUGGAAAAGAUUAGGCCCAGUUCUAUUUUGGAUAUUGUGAAGAGUGGGGAGGAUAUGGCGCUGCUUGUUCCUCCGGAAGUUAAUGGGGGAACCAAGAAACCCGCUGCCGCAGCUGUAGCUGCAGAGGAUGAUACACCUGGAGGCUGCGGUAGCCAAAACGGACGUUCCAGCGGCGGCGAAAUGGCAGAGAUGGAGAAGAAACUAGCCGAAGACGACACCGCAGCAUCUCGCGAAACCGAGAUCCAGCUCCCAGCGGCAGCGCCGAAGAAGAAGACCAAGAACCCCGAUAAGAGCCGGACACCGAAGCAGGUCAAGGCGCAGUCUAUGGGUAAGUGUGAGCGCUGCGGGUAUAUCUCGAGUCAGAAAAUUUGCAAGGCUUGUUCGUUGCUGGAGGGGCUUAAUAAGAAUCGGCCCAAGACUGCUAUUGAGGUUGGGGUUGGGAUGGAGGAUGAGGAGAGCAGCUCGACGCUUAUGAGGCAGAUGGAGCAGGUUCAGUUGACGUCUGGCUAG